CCCCGGGACUCCAUUUCCCAGUGCGCCCCGCGGCCCUCGCCGCAGAGGUCGCGCGGGGAAGAUGGCGGCGCCCGUGUCGCCCUUGGUUACUGCUUGCUGCUUGCUGCGGGCACCGGCGCGGCUUGCCGCCCGCCUGCUGCCGGCAUGGGCCCUGCCGAGAGCAUAUGCAAGUCAGGCAGCAGAUGAGAAGGUGGUUCUUGGUACUCUUACAGAUGCUAAUUCGAGAGCCUUACUGGUUUGCAAUGGACCUUUAGAACAUUAUGACUUUCUGAUUAAGCAAGAAGAGCUGAGGAAUGAUGAACAGCAAAGAAGAGUUGUGCAGCACCUGCAAAAAUUGCAUGAGAGUCUUAAAGGCUACAGCAUCAGCUCAAAAAAUUUUCUCUCAAAGCUCUUUGCAAAAAACAAACCUCCAAAAGGUCUUUACGUCUAUGGAGAUGUUGAAGGCACAGGGAAGACAAUGGUGAUGGACAUGUUCUAUUCUCACUUGGAAGUAGAAAGGAAAAAGAGAGUCCAUUUUCAUGGCUUCAUGCUGGACGUGCACCAGCGAAUACAUCGCCUUAAACAGAGCUUGCCUAAAAGAAAGCCAGGAUUUAUGGCUAAAUCAUACGACCCAAUUGCACCAGUAGCAGAGGAAAUAAGUGAAGAAGCAUGUCUCUUAUGUUUUGAUGAAUUUCAGGUCACUGACAUUGCUGAUGCCAUGAUUCUGAAGCAGCUUUUUGAAAACUUGUUCCAAAAUGGGGUUGUCGUUGUGGCAACAUCUAACAGGCCGCCAGAAGAUCUCUAUAAAAACGGUCUUCAGAGAGCUAAUUUUGUACCAUUCAUUGCUGUGCUGAAGAAAUACUGCAGCACAGUCCGGCUUGAUUCUGGAAUAGACUACAGGAAACGAGUGCUUCCUGCUGCUGGAAAACUUUACUACCUCACAAGUGAAGCUGAUGUGGAGGCUGUCAUGGAUAAGUUGUUUGAUGAGCUGGCUCAGAAACAAAAUGAUUUAACUAGACCAAGGAUUCUAAAAGUGCAAGGCAGAGAGCUGAGGCUGAAUAAAGCGUGUGGAACCAUUGCAGACUUCACAUUUGAAGAGCUGUGUGACAGACCUCUUGGGGCCAGUGACUAUUUGGAAAUAUCAAAGCAUUUUGACACAGUCUUUGUUCGCGACAUCCCACCUCUUACCAUGGCAAAAAGGACUCAAGCUCGGCGUUUCAUUACUCUGAUUGAUACCUUUUACGAGCAUAAGGUGCGCGUUAUCUGCUCUGCAGCGACUCCUCUCCAAAGCUUGUUCCUGGUGGAAGCCGGCAGCGGUGAGCUGGAGGACAGCAGAGUGUUGAUGGAUGAUUUGGACUUGAGCCAGGAUUCUGCCAAAGAUCUCUCCAUGUUCACGGGAGAAGAGGAAAUCUUUGCAUUUCAGCGUACUAUCUCACGGCUCACAGAAAUGCAGACUGAACAAUACUGGAAAGAUGGGGACAGAAACAAAGAACAGUUGUAAUUAAAAGUUGAAUAAAAGCACCAGAAAGUUUGCAAAGAAGUAAAACUACAGAAUUAAAAGGCCUUUUAGCACAACUGAAAUAACAAUGGCACUUUAUCUUCUGGACUUUAUCAUCUUUCAUCAUAUGGUUUCCAUGCUUAGGACAUGAAGAUUUAUUCUUCUGUACCCUCAGCGUGUGGGCAUGUGAAAUUUUAUCUUCAUUUUAUUUUCUGUGAAAUAUAAUCUGAUGUUGAGGAAGUGUGCCUGGCUUAGAAUUGUUCUGCAGAAUUAGUCUAGAGAUAAAGUCUCUGGGCUCCACGGGAUUCACGGUGGGUCGGGAAUGGUGUUACGUGAAGAGGGCACUUUGUGGUUUGUGGUCCCCUGUUGCACAGUUGGCACAAAAGAGAGAUGGAAGGCUUUCCUAACGGGGCUCCUGAUGUUCUGUAUCUCUCUGCUAGAAUCCUAUAGCUCUACAAUGUAUUCUGCUUUGGUUUUUUUCCCCUCUGUUUUCUGUGUGUAACCAUCUGCUGACUUUCAGACUCCAAGAGUUUCAUGUAAUCAGCCCGCUGAUCAGUUUGGGUAAUAGAAAAUGAACAGUUUGAUCUCAGAGUGGCCUGAGGAGGAGCUAGAGUGUACUGGAAAUCUCAGAGGAGUGAAUCCAAGUGAUCACAUAAGGUAGAAGAACUUACAGGGCAGCGUAUGCUGUAACUUGUGAGGGCACCUUAAUACUUCCCCUAUAUUUUCCAGUUCUUGCAAGCUGGGUGUGCUUCUUUCACACUAGUAAAGUAUUUCUACCCUGAACUUUAAUCUCUGCAGCACCUUCCAUCACUAGUGGCACAUCUGCUGAGCUGGGGGUGGCAGUGCAGUGCUACUGAGGCAAUUCCAUCAUUUUGCAAUACAAGUGUGUUCUAUAAAACAAGAGGGGGCAUUAGGUGAUGCACCCACCCUCACGUUUGCUGGAAGCUUUCUUUCAGUUCAAAAUGCCAUUAUUUGUUUUGUUAUUCUUGGUUUUAGUAAUUUAAGAACUGAAACAAAAUGUGGUACUGCUUGGCUUGCUUCUACUCUGUUUUUAUAAAAAUUAAUUUUACAAGCAUAUUUAAAAACUCUAAAUAGAAAUAUUGAUCAUCAUGCAGAUGAGCAUAAAAGAUUGCUCCCAUUUCUUAAGCAGGAGAUCUGCAACACACUGUCUACAAAUCUGAGGGAUUUUCUUGGAUGUUGCAGUAUGACGUUAGCUUGUCCUUUAUGUAUUACCAAAACCAUUCUUCUUUCUACCUUUAUGACACCUGUUUGAACCCUAACCCUCAUCACAAUUACAGCAAGAUUUUAAAAGGGACUUUUUGGUAGGGGGAAGUGGAGAGGUCCUGUGCACUUGGAGUUGUUACGGCAGUACAGAUGCUUUGGGAAUCACGUGCUCAAGUCUGGAUUCCUGUUCUGACCGCUUCUUUGGCCUGGGAAUUACUGGUACAGGCUAUGCCUGUUCUCCAAAGGAUUUGUAGAGCCUAUGCUUAUAGUUUACAAUUGAUGCCACUGUGUUAUUCCCACAGAGUGGCUACAGCUGAGAAUUUUAAUGUAUAUUUAUGAAAAAUUAUAUUUACUUAGGAAUUGCUGAAGACUGGAUGUAUGCUUUCAGAGAUUUUUUUUACGUUUUUCAAUGCAGAGACUGCUGAGAUUCGUGCACAUUUGUGUCUGUGUGUAUACACAGACACAUAGAUGUAUACUUCAUUUAUAAAUACCUAAAUGUAGAUAAAGCUAAUAUAUAUAAUUUAAGUGUGUGGUCAUAUAUUUGUACAUAGCAGUCUCUGCUCACCAGCCUGGCCUAAGCUAACAGCUGUCCUGAAGUUUCAGCUUAGACUUGACUUUCCUUUUGUUCUAAUUGCAUGAAAUAGUCCUGGCCUUGUUCAAGCCAGAAUUUAUUGUGGGGAAAAUUGAGGCCAUGCUCGAUACCAUAAAGCAUCCUGGAGCUAGAUUUUUUUAGCAUAAUUUAAAAAACAGUGUGCAUGUUUAGCUCAUAUGUCGUCCUCUAUCUGUGGUAGAGAGGAAAUGCAGGAUCUUGCAGAAAUACAGGUAAGAUGUCUGGGGCAUGUGAGAGAGGAGCUCUGGCAGGCUGUGUUCCCACAGAACUUAGGCUGUGGAAGCAGAGUGCCUUCUCCCAGUCUUUGUGGGCCAACCUCAUUAAGCCAGGGCCUCUCGGAAGCCGCAGGGCUGAUGUGCUUGUGCUCCAGCAGGCACAGCUUUACCUGAUGGUAUUUGAGGCUUUCCUGCAUUGUGUGCUCUGAUCCCAAACUUGAAUUCUCCAAAUUUUCUGGAAUCAUAGAAUUAUUAAGGUUGGAAAAGACCACUAAGAUAAUCUAGUCCAGCUGUCAACCCAACACCACCAUGCCCCUAAGCCAUGUCCCUCAGUGCCACAUCUACCCUUUUCUUGAAGUCUUCAGAAUUUUCUGGAAGCACAGCCCCUAAAUGCAGCAGGCCUGCAGAAUCACUGAAAGCCUCCUGGGAUGCAGGUGAGCUCUGCUGAACCAUGGGAGGGAAGCCAAGUUCCCAAAAGCUUCCAGAGCCAGUGCUGCUCCCAAAGCACAUUCCUCAAUAAAGCCAGAGUGCAGUCUCGACUUGGCCAGCUAGGAAGCCUUCUGCUGGGAUUCUUUGGUAGGUGCUGCCAGCAAUCAGGCAGAGGAAACGGAAUAUUUCAGAAGCAUUUGGGGGCUGAAAGGGGCUGAAAACAGGAAAAGCUGCUAUAAUCUGUGCGGCAUUUGUGGUUGCACGGAGAGCGUGGAUUGCUACGUUGAGGUCAGGACCACGAGGAGAAAUUGCUGGGACCAAUCUGUCUGCCAGCCUGGAUGCCAGAGCAGAGAUCACUGCAGUACCCACAGAAGAAGCGUACUUAACAGGUAUCCAUUUCCUUAAAGAAAGUAAAGCCCUAUACACUUCUUGUACGGUGCCACUUACCAUUGUGUGGCAUGCAUAACAUCUCUUUCUAACGGAAGCUUGGAGUGGGAGGGACCUGAGGCCAAAUAGCUUCCAGGCAGUUGAGCCCUGACUGAGAUGUGUCCCUGAGGCGUGAAUUAACCAAAACAUUAAGAUGUUUUAGUUGCCAAAAUGCAAACAAUGAAAUGCCUGUGAAUAAAUUGCACAUGUCCCAUAAUGGCCUUGACAUUGCUGGAUUUCUACUAUCCCAACUUCCAGAACGGGCUUCUUGGUCAUUUCUUACCUUGCAAACUCAUGUCACCUCAGAUCAGCACCAUGUUUUUGUUUAACUUUUAGGUUAUUCAGUGAGCAUUAUUGUAACUUUUUUGAAACAUUUAUAGCAACUUUAUUGGUGCAGUAUGAUAUUUUGCUGUCAUGGAAAGUAAAAUCCAUAUGAUUAUGGACUACACGAAGUGCUUCGUGUUGGUGUGUAAAGGCCGUGUGUCCUGGCUGAGAAUCUCUUGGCCAAUGUGUUCCAAAUACCUGACUGACAAAGGAAUCGUAGAACCUCCAAAGUUGGAAAAGAUAAUCUAUUUCCUGAUGUCCAGCAAUUCAAAUUACAGUCUCUGUGGGUGCUGUUACUUUGUCCAUGUAGACAACCUCUCUUUAAAGCUUUAUUUGCCUUUCACAUUCUUGUGCAGUAGCUUUUUUUUUAAAAAAAAAACAAAUAACACAAUUCUGUCGUUCUAAGCUACUGAUCUUCAUUGUUUGCCUUUGCACACAUUGAGGGAACAAUUGCAGUAUUGUGGGCAUAGUGAGACAGCCUACCCGAGCUCUUUGUAGGAACUGGAGGUACACUUCUUACUGGUGUUAUUUUGAUCUACAAAGGAAAACCCCGAGUGGCUUUUUGUGAGUGAAUGUGAUCAUAGUGACACUACAGCUGGGUAGAUGUCACCUGUUUUGCAGCAGUUUAACCAUGAAUAAAAUGACCAGGUUUCAACCAGUGCUCAGCACGACCACCAGGCACCUGCCAAGGAGGAAGAAGAGUGUUUCCACCAAGACCUGUCCCAGAGGAUGCCGAUCCAGGAGGCUGCUUUCUGCACCUGUCUGGAUCCAAACUACCCCCUGCCUCAGUUUCCUUGUUGAUAAAAUGGGAAUGUAGUUGUCUUAUUCACUAGCACUGGAGUGCUGCUGGGCUUAGUUCAUAAUUGUUUGGAUAUACUGAGGCUGUAGGAUGAAAGUGCGUAAAUAGUGGAAAAUAAAUAAAAUCAGCUACUCCAUGAGGAGUUUGGUAUUUGGAUUACAGAAUGAAUGCCUUCAACUAAACAUCGUGUGCCUCUUUGCAGAGUAAUUUUUUUUUUUUUUUUUUGUACAACAUAACUAUUUUAAAGAAAAAAGAAGAGUGAUGUGAUUAAAACCCUAAGCAAUUCAGGUUGUUUUUCUUCCACCUGUAAGGACAGGUUGUCUUUACAUUUCAUUACAACAUUAGCUCCUGUACUUGUGAACUACAGCAGCUUUGUAAAUUUUGUUGGGAUUUUCAUUUUAAUGGAUACUGAGAAUUUUUUACAAUAUAUAAUUUUGAGACUAAUAUAUAAAUGAGCCCUGUUAAAUCCUUCUGUUAUUUGAAAAUAAGUGAUGUUGUAAUACAGAAAAAAGUAAUAAAUCCAGAUUUUAUAAGCA
Molecule: messenger RNA, 6040 nt
Organism: Numida meleagris (helmeted guineafowl)
Lineage: Eukaryota; Metazoa; Chordata; Aves; Galliformes; Numididae
Gene: AFG1L
Product: AFG1 like ATPase
Exons: 13
Coding region: 62-1480 (472 amino acids)
Cellular component (GO): cytoplasm; mitochondrion
Molecular function (GO): ATP hydrolysis activity; ATP binding
Source: RefSeq, a predicted model, not a curated record